Helobdella robusta is the source of this 1701-nucleotide messenger RNA. RefSeq lists its product as hypothetical. The coding region runs from base 1 to 1701 and encodes 566 amino acids. Lineage: Eukaryota; Metazoa; Annelida; Clitellata; Rhynchobdellida; Glossiphoniidae. The record is from RefSeq and is a predicted model, not a curated record. The transcript has a single exon.
AUGACUCUAAUUGGCAGGGCGAGUCAUGUGCAACGUUUCAGCAGUGCUGAUCGUGAAACGCGCGAUUUUUCAGCUCCAGCAAUCGGACAGAUCAAAAUUUCGAGACAGUCCGUCGAUAACGAUCGUCCAAACGUACACUACCUUGAAAAUUUACCCAAGGCCAGGCAUUCUUCAACCGAAACUUUACGUUCAAGUAGACCAUUUCGAAGUUUAAGCGUUGAUAGGCACGUUGUUCAUCAGCCGUACGAUAAUUUUUCGAUAAAUGUUGGCCACAGCCACUUUCCAAGACGCACCGCAGAAAAUUUAAAUUACGAUAACGUUACCUUUGACAUGAAUCGUCAACAUUUUUCCAGGUUAUCGUCUGAAAAUUUAGUUCAUCCUAAAGUUAAUGUAAAAUACAAAUAUAUCCCCAAGCCAUCGGAUGAUGAUUUAGAUGAUGGUUACGUUGCAACUAGAUUGAAAAACGUCUCAAGACCUGUAGUGGAUAUGAAUAACGUUAAGUUUGCUCCAUCGAGUAACAUGAAGUAUAUUCCACUGAACAAUGAAUACGCACCAGAAUAUUUAGGAGAAAUACCAGAAGGUUUAUAUUCAAAUGAUAAAUUCCACACUUAUAAAACCAAUUUAAAAUUGUUUGAUGGGCAUGUUUCGCCAAGACAUUCACCAACGAAGCAGAGUUAUUAUCGUCAAUCGCCAUCACCUUUGAAAUAUGAUGUUGAAUCUCGUUCCAAAAUUCCAAGAUCAACUUAUCCACAGCACGUGCCAAGAUUCACUCAUUAUCGUUCAUCUAAAAAUAUUUUUGACGAAGAUUCUAUUAGUGACGAUACAAAUAUGUUUUUCGAACCUUACAAACCAAAGACUUUGACCAAAAGUUAUGUUGCAUAUGACAGUGUGAUACCAAUUACGCCAAAACCGGAAAUGUACUCGCCCUUCUAUUCUGAAGUACUUCCUUCAAGAAGUUACAGCCAUCCACAUGUAACAAACUUUUCGUCAAAAAUUCUCACAAAUGCUAAUAGACCAAAAUUUGAAUACAAACCAUCAACAAUAAAAGAGAUUGUUCCUAAAUCAACAGUCUUAUUAGCAGCUGUUCCACAUGAAUCCAAUGAUAUGGACAUUGAAGACAAAAUUAAAGAAAUUAAGCGUAAAGCUUUAGGCUCGAAAUUUUCUAAAGGUUUACCUACUGGUGAUUAUUCCAAUGUUCAUGAUUUUGGAGAUCUCAAUGGACCCCAUUUACCCUAUUUUCAUAAGAAAAGUGAAUAUAAAUUACUACCAGAAAAGUAUGACCUGCCAAGAGAGACUCUUACAACCCUUCCAGAUUAUGAGAACAUUGAUUACGUUGAACCAUUUGCUCGUUUACCUUUGUCAGAUUACGAACAGAAGCACAUAACAAAAGAAGCGCAUAACAAGGAUUUGCUGAUGGAGGCACAAAAAAUAUUUGGUCCAAGACAUGAACAACAGGAUUCGGUUGGCAAAAUUUCUGAUAUUUAUCCACCUCCGCCUAAAACAUCGUUUAAAAAACCUCCGACACGUGAAGCAAGUCUGGAGUUUACAUCUCCAUUAAAACCGAAAAAAGUGAAAAUAAAUGAAAAUGUCAGAUUGAGUUGUGCCGUUUCCGCCGUUCCUGAGCCCAAUGUUUCAUGGUUUUGCAAUGACAAGCAGAUAAAAAUUAGUCCAAGAAUUCAAACAUCGGUUAAAUGUUUUUAA